This is a messenger RNA of Pecten maximus, 4416 nucleotides long. Its product is annotated as RNA-binding protein 5-like. Gene Ontology annotation, cellular component: nucleus. Gene Ontology annotation, biological process: mRNA splicing, via spliceosome. The record is from RefSeq and is a predicted model, not a curated record. Gene Ontology annotation, molecular function: RNA binding. NCBI's taxonomy places the organism in Eukaryota, Metazoa, Mollusca, Bivalvia, Pectinida, Pectinidae. The coding region runs from base 67 to 2910 and encodes 947 amino acids. The transcript is spliced from 21 exons.
AUCAAUGCAUUGGACGCCAUUUGCAAAUUUGAAGGCGAUCGGGAUAGAGCCAGAUUUGAUAAAGCAAUGGAGGUUUAUCAAGAAAAUUUCAAGGAUAACUAUAACUACACAGGAGGAGACAUAUCCUUCCACCAGCAGUAUGACUACAGUGCUGCCUACAAAGAUGAUUUCUAUGAUGAAGAAUAUGGUUAUGAGGAAGGAGAAUGUGGCUCAUCUUAUGAAAAUUAUGAAGAGCCAAAACAAGAGCCACCUGAACCUAAUCAUAUAAGAGAUCGUGACCGAGAGAGGGACAGAUCUCGCCGAAGACACAGGGAUCGACAUAGAGACCGAAGACAUGAUCAUGAAUAUGAAAAGGACAGGAGUAGGAAUCGUGAUAGAGACAGAGAUCGAGAUCGCAGUAGGGAUAGUGACUAUGAUAGGAGGAGGGAUCGUGACAGACGAGAUAGAGACCGAGAUAGAAGCUCUCAUAGAAGUGGCAGUGAACAUGAAGACAGAUUUGAUGAUAAUGAUAAGGAAGGGUCUAUGGAUAGAAGAGAUGGUUAUGAUAAGAGAGAUUCUAGAGACAGAGACCGAGCUGACAGAGAAGAUCGAGGUGGCGAGAAGUGGAUGACAGACACACCUACUAACACAAUUCUUCUUAGGGGACUGCCAAUUAUCAUAGAGGAGAAAGAUAUUCGAGCAGAAUUGAUGCUGUUUGGGCUUCCCAUCAAGGAUGUGCGGCUCAUGAGGAAAAGUACAGGUGCAUCCCGCGGGUUUGCUUUUGUGGAGUUUCAGAGUAUAGGAGACGCACAACGCUGGAUGGACCAGAAUCAGGGCCAGCUGACUCUGCAAAACCAGUACAAUGCCACCAUGCACUACAGCACACCCAAGGCAGGGCCUGAAAAGGGACCCAUACACAAGACCGACUGGACAUGUAGCAAGUGCGGCGUCCAUAAUUUCAAGAGAAGGGACCACUGUUUCAAGUGCAAUCUUUCACGUGAAGAGUCAGACCGAAAACAAGAAGGAGAUGGUUUUGACCAGGUUGGAACAAACCCUUGCAAUACUCUGGUUCUGCGUGGACUUGAUGCUUUGACAACAGAGGACAACCUUAUCCAGGCUCUGGGCCAGGUCACGUCAUCGGUCAUGAAGAACUGUCAGGUGCUGCGAGAUGAACUGACAAACACAUCAAGGGGCUAUGGUUUCUUAGAGCUGGCUUCGGUCAUGGAAUCUCAGCAACUCCUCGACACCCUCACACAACUCCAUCCUCCAUUUGAAGUGGAUGGCAAACAGAUAUUAGUUAGCUUUGCUAAGAACACAUUUUCUACUGUAAUGGCAACAUUAAAGGCAAGCUAUCCAGCAGAUCAGACGAGUUGGGACUACACUCAACAAUCAUCAGGGGGACAGCCAGCCGCUGGAGCUACAGGAACAAAUCCGCCCGGUUUCUAUGAUGGACAGUACUUUCAGGGUACAGAAUAUGAUGCAGCCACAUAUGCUCAGUACUAUGGAGAGGGCUAUGACUAUUCACAGUACUAUGGUCAAGGCUACUCACAGGAGCAGUCUGCUUCCACCACAGCUUCCACUAGUACUAACCCUACACAGACAGACACCACUAAUGCUGCAGCAGCUGUAGCUCAGGCUGCCAUCCAGCAACGCAAUGCUGUCAAGCAAUACCAGAAACAGGUACGUGAGCAGCAAAAACUAGCAGAUAUGACUGCAGAGGAACGAUUAGCUUGUCGGGCUGAGGAGUGGAAGAAGCAGCCAAAACCUGGACAGGCCCAGCCAACAGCUCCAGUUGUCCAAACACCACCUGCACCUCAAGUCCAGUCGGAGUUCUCAGUGUACCCGGCCCCUGAUGUGUCAACAUAUACAUAUGACGAGUCCUCAGGCUACUACUAUGAUUCUGUCACUGGCCUCUACUAUGAUGCAAAUUCUCAGUACUUCUACAACUCCCAGACUGCACAGUUCCUGUACUGGGAUGCAGAAAAAUCCACCUACCUCCCAGCCCCUACAGGGGAUGACAGCACAUCAAGGGAGGAAGGUACGGAGAAGGGAGGCAAGAAAGACAAGGAGAAGAAGGAGAAAGUCAAGAUAGCGAAGAGGAUUGCUAAGGAUAUGGAAAAAUGGGCAAAGACAUUGAAUGCCCAGAAAGAGGCAAUCAAGGGCUUUAGUUCAAAGACAGCAAUGGGGAACUCUAGAUUUGAAAAGGAAUCUGCUACAGCAGAUGCAGGAUUUGCCAUUUUGGAGAAAAGUGCAAAGGGCAGUCUUGAAGACAAGAAGAUGAUGCCUCCACCACCUGCUGACAAAGCAAGUGUUGGCCCUGCAGCUGGUGCCAUACUUGUGGCAUCCUAUGGUGGAGACAGUGACUCUGAUGAGGAGGAUCCCACAGCAACAGGAGGGACUGGCCCAGUUGAUGAGAGUAAGCUGACUGACUGGUCUAAGCUAGCUUGUCUUCUGUGUAAACGACAGUUUCAGACCCGAGAGAUUCUCAUCAAACAUCAACAGAUGUCUGACUUACACAAGCAAAAUCUGGAGGCUUUACAUAAAACAAGAAAUCAGAAUGCUUCUACUACAGAACAAGAAAAGCUACAGUAUCGAGAUAGAGCGAAGGAGAGACGUCAGAAGUACGGAAUACCUCCCCCUCCUGAACCCAAGAUGAAACGUCCAGAUAUACCCAUCAUACCAGAACAGCCAACCAAGACAGGCAUUGGCCAGGAUAAUAUUGGCAACAAGCUUCUUCAGAAGAUGGGAUGGUCAUCUGGUCAGGGUCUCGGCAAGAAAGGGCAGGGCAUAGUCAAUCCUAUAGAGGCUAAGCGACGCAUGCAAACAGCUGGUUUGGGCAUGAGAGGAUCAACUUACGGAGCUAAUGCUUCUGACACAUACAAGGAUGCUGUGAAAAAGACCAUGUUUGCUCGUUACCAGGAAACGGAAUGAUGUUAAGGCAAAUUAGACUGCCUAUGAUAAUUGUUACAACACCAGACUCUUCAACAAGGAUUACUCAAGACUGCUGCCAAGUCUAACAUCAAGUUUGAUAAAUCAAACCCGUCCCAUUGUGUGGAGACGCCCAAACUAUGAGGACUGGAUUAUAGAACAAUACCUAAUUGGUCAGUAUGUACCUAUGGUACACUAUCAUUGGGUUUGUCAUGUAUAGAUCCUUGUGAUGUUCUGGAGAGCACUUACCCUAGAGUGCAAGAGUGGGCGGACACCAGUAGCAUGUCUGCUACAUACGGUGAGCACAGAUACUGUGCUGAACAGGUCCCAGCUUACCGAGGCAUCAACCAUCUGAGAAGGUUGUGAACCAAACACUGCACCUUCAGGAGCCAAGUGUGCUCAAUAGUUCUGGACAGUUGUCAGGAUUAAUGUUUAUAGAGAUUUACAUUUAUUGCCAUGACAAAGACAGGUCACACAUGCUCAAAAGAUAUCUUGGAUUUUGACUAUGGUCUUUACCUCGUACACAGGCCAGUCAUGAUUAUCAUGUUAUUUUCUAUUAAUUUGUGUGAAAGAAAGUGUUGAAAUGUUAGGUUUAAAUCCUUAUAACAUCUGCUGUAUCUAUGCAUUUAACUGUUAUUAUAAAACACCAAUCAUGAAAGGUUUAACUAAGUAUGUUCAAUUGAUGAAAUUCAAUAAUUGCAACUUUUAAAAAGACGGCACUAGUGGUCUGAGCUAUGACUGUGUGACUAUCAAUGUCUGAUCCUAUGAUGGGAAACGUAUCCCACUAGUGGUCUGAGCUAUGACUGUGUGACUAUCAAUGUCUGAUCCUAUGAUGGGAAACACAUCCCACUAGUGGUCUGAGCUAUGACUGUGUGACUAUCAAUGUCUGAUCCUAUGAUGGGAAACACAUCCCACUAGUGGUCUGAGCUAUGACUGUGUGACUAUCAAUGUCUGAUCCUAUGAUGGGAAACACAUCCCACUAGUGGUCUGAGCUAUGACUGUGUGACUAUAAAUGUCUGAUCUUAUGAUGGGAAACACAUCCCACUAGGGGUCCGAGCUAUGACUGUGUGACUAUGAAUGUCUGAUCUUAUAAUGGUAAACACAUCCCACUAGUGGUCUGAGCUAUGACUGUGUGACUAUGAAUGUCUGAUCCUAUGAUGGGAAACACUCUGUAGUGGUCUGAGCUAUGACUGUGUGACUAUAAAUUUCUGACUAUGAUGGGAAACACAUCCCCCCAUAGUGGCCUGCUGGUUUAUGAAUUAAAUCUUUUACCUCCGACACCCCCUCAGUGAUUUUUGACCCGUGUGACACAGAUUUUCCUGUACAGUGUGGAAGGUUCUCUGUUCUGUGUGAAGACUUCGAUACCUGUGAUAUUUAUUUGUAAUGUGUACUUUUUACCAUAAUAAUGGUGAUACCUGAAUGUUUUAAAGCAUGGUUUAUCAAUGAUCAUUGAUGUAGAAAUCUCCAUUGAAGUACUGUGUAUUUCUAAUAAAACUGCUGAAUAAAGCA